GACGACGAUCAUUUCAUCAACCCCAACCUGUUUGUGAACCAGGAGGCAGGCCGAACGAUUGGAUGGGAGAGGGUACCGUCUACACUUAGAGCCAAACCUGAGUAUGUGUCAGAACAAUUUCCUAACCCCUUUUAUCCCAUGCCGACCAGUAUGCAGACCCGUGUCAAGGAAAAAGCAGGCCCGUCUAUUAAGCUAGGCACGUUUGAUGGAAAAUCUUCAUGGGAUGAUUAUAAAGCUCAAUUUGACAUUUGUGCCAUGGUGUAUCAGUGGAGUAAUGAAGAGAAAACGGGCCAUUUGGCAACCAACCUACGAGGAGAUGCGGCGCAAGUAUUGGGCGAUCUCCCACCAGAACACCGCUUUAACUACGACCUAUUGACAACAGCACUAGAGAGGAGAUUCAGCCCCAAAAACAGAACCGAAUUUUACAGGGUGCAAGCAAGGAUGAGGAAAAGGAGUCCCAAAGAAACCCUUAGUGAGUUAGCCCAGGCAAUAAGGCGUUUAGUUAGCCUGGGAUGGACCAAUGAAACUGCUGAAGUGAAGGACACUUUUAUGCGAGAGUAUUUUCUAGACGCGUUAGAUGAUACCCGUUUGAGAUUGGAUGUUAUGCGAUAUCGGCCUAGAACCAUUGAUGAUUGUGAAUCGCUAGCUAUUGAAUUGGAAGCUUGCCAAGAUGCCGAGACUGCAAGAGGGCGGAGAUUAAAUUUGGUACGUUCUGCUGCUGCAAUUACCCCUUCUGACGAAUCUCACCCGACGGGCAAGGUGUUGGAUGAUGUAACUCGUUCCUUGGAAAAGAUCUCAUCCAAAGUGGAUUUAUUAGAAGCUGAAAUGAUGCGAACCAAACAAGUGCCACCGCCCUCUAGGACCGUGCAGUGUUUUAAAUGUGGUAGGAGGGGACAUUUUGCUCGAGAAUGUCAAGUACUGAAUGUAAAACCAGUCACUCCACCCCGUAGGAAUGUCCAGUGCUUUAACUGUGGAGGAUUUGGACAUGUGGCCAGAAAUUGUGUACCAGUAAAAGUUGGACCCCCACCAGCACCUAGAAGAGCAGAGGCAGUCAGUGCGAAUCAGUUAAACUAGCGGCGGUUGGAGAAGA
This is a messenger RNA of Lingula anatina, 1090 nucleotides long. RefSeq lists its product as uncharacterized. NCBI's taxonomy places the organism in Eukaryota, Metazoa, Brachiopoda, Lingulata, Lingulida, Lingulidae. The record is from RefSeq and is a predicted model, not a curated record.